CAGCAGCUGAUGGAGACUCAUGGCUUUCGGAUGCGCAAGCGGGUCAGUGUUGGUGUACAUGAUUGACAGCUCUACAGGAUCGAUGCAGCUCUCUCAUAAACUGGAGUUAACCCCGAAACACUACCCAGAUAUCUGGAAUAAGACGGGUGCUGUGAAGAUGGUCCGCUGGUCUCCAGACUGCAGUGUUGUGAUGGUGACGUGGGACUGUGGCGGUCUGUCUCUGUGGAGUGUGUUUGGAGCUCAUCUCAUCUGCACACUCGGGGAGGACUUCUCCUGUCACUCAGACGGCACUAAGAAAGAGCCUCUGAAGAUCAGCUCUAUGAGCUGGGGUGUGGAGGGAUAUCAUCUGUGGGUGAUCUGCAGCACAGACGGAGCAGAAGGAGACGAGAAACUCCAGCAGACCGGCAUUCUGCAGUUUCAGUUCAUUAAGAGCGCGCUGACCGUCAACCCGUGCACAAGUAAUCAGGAGCAGGUGUUGCUCCACGGAGAGGAUCGUCUGUAUCUGACCUGUGGAGACCCGACUCAGGCUCACAGCGUGUCGGAUAAGAGCCCGUCUCGGGACAGCGGCAGUCCGGUGCACCGGCCGUCAGCGUCCACCCCUCUCUCUCAGGGUCUCAGCACUUUACUGGGCCACAAGCACUGGCAGGUGGUUCAGAUUCACAGCACAUAUCUAGAGACAAACUGGCCCAUCAGGUUCGCAGCUAUAGACUGGUCUGGUCAGUGUGUGGCCGUAGCUGGCCGGCGUGGAUUUGCACAUUACUCAUUAUACACCAGAAAAUGGAAACUGUUUGGUAACGUCACACAGGAGCAGAACAUGACGGUGACGGGAGGUCUCACGUGGUGGGAUGACUUUGUUGUUGUUGCCUGUUAUAAUUUCAUUGACCGGCAGGAAGAGCUGAGGUUAUACGUGCGCACAUCUAACCUGGACAACGUGUUUGCCAGCGUCACUAAACUUCAGGCCGACACGCUGCUGCUGAACGUGUUUCGUAACGUGGUGAUUCUGUUCAGAGCCGACUGCUCCAUCUGCCUUUACAGCAUCGAGAGACGACACGACAGUCCGAACCCGUCGGUCAGUGUGGAGCUGCUGCAGGAGGUCUCCAUGUCCCGGUAUAUUCCUCACCCCGGUCUGGUGGUGUCUGUGACCCUCACGUCAGUCCGGACAGAGACCGGCAUCACGCUCAAAGCCCCGCAGCAGGCCUGUUCGGCGGAGAGUAUCCUGUUGAAUUUGGCCGGUCAGCUGAUCAUGCUGCAGAGAGACCGAUCCGGCCCACAGGUACGGGAGAAGGACACGCCAGCCAAUCAGACGAAGCUGCUUCCGUUCUGUCCGCCGGUGGUUCUGGCUCAGUGCGUGGAGAACGUCUGGACCACCUGCCGCAGCAACCGCAAGAAACGCCACCUGAUGGAGGCUCUAUGGCUCUCGUGCGGCGAGGCGGGGAUGAAGGUGUGGCUUCCUCUGUUCCCGCGAGACCACCGCAAGCCGCACUCGUUCCUGUCGCGCCGGAUCAUGCUGCCCUUCCACAUCAACAUCUACCCGCUCACCGUGCUGUUCGAGGACGCGCUCAUCCUGGGCGCCUCCAACGAGACGGCGGUGUUCGACGGGACCGGCUCGUCCUCGCUGGAGGCGCUCUUCCCCUUCUGCACGGUGGAGCGGACGUCCCAGAUCUACCUCCAUCACAUCCUGAGACAGCUGCUGGUGCGUAACCUGGGCGAGCAGGCGCUGAUGCUGGCGCAGUCCUGUGCCACGCUGCCGUACUUCCCUCACGUCCUGGAGCUGAUGGUGCACGUGGUGCUGGAGGAGGAGGCCACGUCUCGAGAGCCCAUCCCUGACCCGCUGCUGCCCACCGUCGCCAAGUUCGUGACCGAGUUCCCGCUCUUCCUGCAGACCAUCGUUCACUGCGCACGCAAGACUGAAUACGCGCUGUGGAACUACCUGUUCGCCGCGGUGGGGAACCCCAAAGACCUGUUCGAGGAGUGUCUGAUGGCACAGGAUCUGGACACGGCCGCGUCCUACCUGAUCAUCCUGCAGAAUAUGGAGGUUCCGGCGGUCAGCCGUCAACAUGCCACUCUGCUCUUCAACACGGCUCUGGAACAGGGCAAAUGGGAUCUGUGUCGUCACAUGAUCCGCUUCCUCAAGGCCAUUGGUUCAGGGGAGAGCGAGACUCCGCCCAGCACACCCACCACACAGGAGCAGAGCUCCACGGGCGGCUUCGAGUUCUUCCGGAACCGCAGCAUCAGUCUGUCUCAGUCGGCCGACAGCAUCGCCGGAGGAAAGUUCAACCUGCAGAAGGCCCUGAGCGUGCCGUCUGGACCGUCCUCCAAAGGCGGGGAGCGCUGGUGUAAGGACAGUGACUCUGCGGAGAAUCUCUACAUUGAUAUGAUGCUGUGGCGUCACGCGAGGCACCUGCUGGAGCAGGUCAGGCUGCGGGAUCUGGGCUGUUUCUCCGCCCAGCUGGGCUUCGAGCUGAUUGGCUGGCUGUGUCGAGAGCGCACUCGGGUCGCACGGAUCGACGACUUCGUUGCAGCCCUCAAAUGCCUGCACAAGGACUUCCUGUGGCCAUUUCCUGUAAUCCCAGCAUGCUCCAUUAGCUCGCCGCUGAAGAACGGACGCUGCCGCCCAGUGUUGAGUUCUCGUUUGCUGAAGUCUCAGUCUGCGGACAGUUUGCUGAACAGUGACAUGGACACCACGCCCCCUCAGGUCACCACAGCCAAUCACAGCUGGCUGGACAGUUUGGGGGAGGUCUCAAAGGAACUGGACUCCGCCUCCUCUCACGGAGGGCCGCAGACACAUGAGGCGUUUCUCUCUCCUCUCAUCAACAAAGGAGAGGAGUGCAGCAUCGGUUCAGCCACGGACCUGACUGAGACCAGCUCCAUGGUGGACGGUGAUUGGACGAUGGUCGACGAGAAUUUCUCCACCCUCAGUCUCAGCCAAUCAGAGCUGGAGCACAUCUCCAUGGAGCUGGCCAAUAAAGGGCCACAUAAGAGUCAGGUGCAGCUGCGGUAUCUGCUGCACGUCUUCAUGGAGGCCGGCUGUCUGGAGUGGUGCGUCGUCAUCGGGCUGAUCUUACGGGACGCCGGCGUCAUUAAGCAGGUCGUGGGGUUUCUGGACAGUCCAGAAGUCCCAGCAGAAACGGUCCAGAGCAUCCGAGCCGGGCUGAAAGCUGUCGACCUCUGGGCCUCGUCUGAUUGUCUGGGCUACAAGCCGUUCCUGAACCUGAUUGGUCCGCAGCUGCUGAAGCUCCUGGAGGUUCCUGUGGAGCAGGUCCAGGCCGAAGCCUUCCAGCCGACCGGAGCGUCCAAACUGAGCGAUCCUCCGCUGCUGCUGCUGCCCCGAGCCGAGGAACUGACCGCUGCUCACCCGCUGCCCUCGGACGGCCCCGCCGGAGCCAGCGCCCGGCCCCUGGACGACACGCCGCCGCAGCCGGAGGAGCAGGAGCCGCUGGAGGAGGGGUCGUACGACUGCACGCUCUCGUGAUGCCCUCCAGUGUGUGUGUGUGUGUGUGUGUGUGUGUUCCUGCUCGUCCACACUGCAGUGUCCUGUGUGUGUUUUGCUGUGUUCUCAACAUCCUGUGGCCAGCAGCAUCAUGUUUCUCCUCUCUUCACCUCCACACUGCAAAACAUCGGUUUCUUCAUUAGUAUUUUGUUUUGUUUUUAGCUCUUCCAGUACAAACAUCUGAUCAUUCUGACAUCACGAUACACUUACUGGACAAAUACAAUCUUUCUGAUAAGAUCAUCAAAAUCAAUCGAGUUCAUGCUUAAAAUAUAUCAGUGUUUUUUUUUUUUGCUAAAAAUUUAGAUUUUCUUUUAGAAUAUUUAUUAAAUGAUCAAAAUUAAGUGAGUUUGUGCUUAAAACAAGAACAAAUAUCUGCUAGUGUAUAUAUAAGUUACCAUUUGAAUUUAGUUAUUUAUUUUAUUUUUUAACACACUUGCAGAUAUUAGUUCUUGUUUUAAGCAUAAACUCACUUAAUUUUGAUAAUUUUUCAGACUGGUGAUGUAGUCAUACACAUGUAUUGUUUAUUUUACAAAUUUAUUAUGCAAGUAAGAUGCUAAAAAUUGAUUAUUGAUAGUGAUUUUUUUUUUGUUAUUAAUCUUAAAUAUGCCUUUUUUAAUCUCCAUUUCUAUUUUCAUGUCUCUCUCUGUGUGUAUAGAUACAUAUAUAUAAUUUUCCUGUUUCCUAUCAUGAACUUGCUUCAUUUUGAUAAUUUUAUUGAUAGAAAUCAAAACUUAGUAUCUUAAAUCAAGGCAUAAAUUCAGGUGUUGACAGUAUCCAUUUUUUUUGUCAACAUUAUUGUACAGCAAAGUAUGCAGUUUUUCAUCACUAUAUCUAUUCUUUUUAUUUUGUACUCUUAUUUUUUCACUAAAUUUUCUAUAUAAAUUAAAAAGUGAAAACUUUUUUUUUUUAAGCUUAAACCUGCUUAAUUUCUGUCAGAAAACAAGAAUUAUUAUCUGAUCAAAAUGAGCAAAAUCAAGUCAUUUCGUUCCUCUGGUAAAUAUAUCUCAAUUUAAGAAUAUUUAGAUAUUUGUACUGGAAAAAAUAAAACAAAAUUCAAAAGAUAAAUACUCAGAAAGUGUUUUUUUUUUUUUUUUUUUGCGGUGCAUGUGAGAAUCAGACAUCAGCUCCUCAUCAUCUUCACACUCAAUCAUGAGUUCUGUGGGAAUCAGUGAUUAUCGAUCAGCGUGUUUUAUUGCUUUGAGUUUGUUUGAAUGUUAAUGAUGAAUUUUACUGGAUGCGGGUUCUUUGCGAUCGUCUCCGGUCUGAUCCUGACAGGUUUUAUUGGUUUUUAAGCUGCGAGUCGUGUUCUGUCAUGAGCUGAUGACCGUUCAUUGACCGACACAUGCAUUAUUUAUUUCCCAAUCUUAUUUUACAGCCAUGAUAGUAAUCUCAAAUAAGCAGUUUUUCAUCACUAGAUCUCUUCUGUUAUUUUUGCGAUGAUUUUGUGUUUGUUUCUGAAUUGCAUCAUUGCAGGUUUGUGUAUUUAUUUGAGCAGCAGGACAAAGAGACGUGAACAGUUCGUCAGUAUUAAUGUGUUCAGUGUUCGUCUCGUUAGCGCUGCCUUCACAACGGACCAAAUCAUCUACACGUAUCAAUGCCUUUGUAUUAUUAUUAUUCUACUUGUAGUUCUUAUGCGUUAUUGACAGUCGUCUUGGAGUAUUUAGCAGCUUUAAUGAGAUGCAUCUUUAUUUUAUUGUUUAAUUUCCCCCCGAAUGGCUCAAAUGAGCAGCUUAGACCGGUCUGAUCUGGUUUAAUCUGGUUCAGUGACUCUCAAACCAGCUGACAAGUGCCCAAGACCCUGUAAAACCUGCAGGUUUCAGUGGCUUCUCCUCCUGUCGCAGUAUUCCUGAUGAUCAUGUUCACAAACCAAAGAGCUUCACGGACGCGUUCACGGUACGGAUUUCCCACAAUCCCUCUGACGUCACAGGACUGGUGAUGUGGUUUCACGUGGACUGAGGGUUUGAUCUGGUUUCUGUGGGUUUGUGUGUGAGUCGGUACUCUUGAGUUCUGUACAGUAUAAAGUUUCUUCUCAGUGCAGUGUACAGAGUUUCCUGGACAAUAACUUUUCUACUCUGUUUUCUAUAUUUCCUGUACAUAAAGAACAAUAAAUUAUUUUUUAAACAUCA
Cyprinus carpio (common carp) is the source of this 5616-nucleotide messenger RNA. Its product is annotated as guanine nucleotide exchange factor subunit RIC1-like. Gene Ontology annotation, biological process: intracellular protein transport; retrograde transport, endosome to Golgi. Bases 20 to 3472 code for a protein of 1150 amino acids. Gene Ontology annotation, cellular component: Ric1-Rgp1 guanyl-nucleotide exchange factor complex; Golgi membrane; cytosol. The transcript is spliced from 20 exons. The record is from RefSeq and is a predicted model, not a curated record. NCBI's taxonomy places the organism in Eukaryota, Metazoa, Chordata, Actinopteri, Cypriniformes, Cyprinidae.